Molecule: messenger RNA, 1065 nt
Organism: Colletotrichum acutatum
Lineage: Eukaryota; Fungi; Ascomycota; Sordariomycetes; Glomerellales; Glomerellaceae
Product: cytochrome c/c1 heme lyase
Exons: 3
Biological process (GO): cytochrome c-heme linkage
Cellular component (GO): mitochondrion
Molecular function (GO): holocytochrome-c synthase activity
Source: RefSeq, a predicted model, not a curated record
AUGGGUUGGUUCUGGGCCGAUGCUCCUGCGACACCCGUCCACGCGACGUUCGCCUCGUCGCAUCCUCAUGGCGCUAUUCCGUCCGGCUCUCCUCCUCCCAGCUGCCCGAUGCACCAAAAGUCUGCCGAUGCGUUGACAACAGCAAAGCCCGCCGCACCCGCUCCUCCCUCCGCCUGCCCAGUCCCUCACGAUCAGCGCCACGCCGCAGCAGCAGCAGCUCCUCCUCCCCUCUCAGCAUGCCCCGUCCCCCACGACCAACGACACUCCGCCGCCGCGGCACCGCCGGCAUCAUGCCCGGUACCCCACGACGCACCAAAGCCCGCCGAGUCCAAGGGCUUCCUCCAGCAAAUCAACCCCCUAAACUACAUGUUCAAGGAAAUCUCACAAGCGCCCGCCGAAAACCAAGCCGUCGCGCUGCCGACCGAGAGAGAACCCUCCACGAUACCCAGGGGCUCCGGCGACGGCAACUGGGAGUAUCCUUCCCCUCAGCAGAUGUACAACGCCCUCCUGCGCAAGGGGUACACCGACACCGACAUCACCGCCGUCGAGUCCAUGGUCUCGGUGCACAACUUUUUGAACGAGGGCGCCUGGGCUGAGAUUGUCAGCUGGGAGGAGCGCUUCGGCAAGGGUCUUUACCGGGGCUGGCAGGCGUGCAAGCGCGGCGAGGAGAACUCGGAGGAUAUGGUUGAGAGGCUGAAGGACGGCUCGGAGACGCCGCCGACGCUCAUCCGGUUCCAGGGGCGUCCGAAGGAUAUGACGCCCAAGGCUGUUAUGUGGCAGGUUGCCGGCUGGCUCUACCCAUCAAAGUUUGAGACCGAGCCUCCCUUUGACCGACACGACUGGUUCGUCUCCCGCAAGGUCGGCGGCGUUGAAAAGGAAAUCCGAUACGUCAUCGACUACUACUCUGGCGAGCCCGAACCCACUGGCGAACCCGUCUUCUACCUCGACGUCCGGCCCGCCGUCACACCCCUCGGUGCUGCGGAGCGGCUCAUCAGAUGGGGAGGCGACGUGUGGUGGCGGGCUUCUGGCGCCGAGGUGCGCGAGCAGGAGCAGCUUGCCAAGCAG